Messenger RNA from Oncorhynchus mykiss (rainbow trout), 2006 nucleotides. RefSeq names its product UDP-GlcNAc:betaGal beta-1,3-N-acetylglucosaminyltransferase 2, like (gene b3gnt2l). Lineage: Eukaryota; Metazoa; Chordata; Actinopteri; Salmoniformes; Salmonidae. Gene Ontology annotation, molecular function: protein N-acetylglucosaminyltransferase activity. Gene Ontology annotation, cellular component: Golgi membrane. The record is from RefSeq and is a predicted model, not a curated record. Gene Ontology annotation, biological process: protein O-linked glycosylation; poly-N-acetyllactosamine biosynthetic process.
CAGUGUGAUAGGCAGUUGUUUGGACAUGUUAAUUAAUGUUGCCACCCUGCCCAGUAGGAUCCCACACAGGCAGAAGGCAGCGCCAUAGAGGUAGAUAGAGGACUCAUAUUUACAUCUGUGCUGCUAUAGCAUCUGUGACAGCAUGGGCAGCGCCAUUGAGACUACAACACAUAGGAAUUCCCACCAACUUGACUACUUUAAAAUGGCUGCAGCAUGGUGAAAGCCCUCAAUGGCAGUGCCCAUGGCAAAAUAGCUUUUAGGCCACUAGAGGCCUCUAUCAUUCUCCAUGGGCUGGUCGCAGCUCCUGUGCCUGUGUGAGCUUGCCGGAAAAUAUGCUGUUGCCACUCCUUGAGAUAAUUAUGGGAAGUCUUUUUUGCUUAUCAGUCCUGCGGUUGAUCACAUGCAGCCUACAAAACGUUUUUGACACCGUAGGGACAUGAUCGUCUGAUUCAUCAGCCGACACUGAAAAGGAAGGAACUGGAGGAAAAGUUCACGUACCGCAAACACAAGACAACAGGCGCUGAAGAAUCAAACUGAAGGAUCACAAACAGGAUUGUCUGGAAUAUCUGGAUGGUUCUAUUCCUAGUACCCUGCCUCCAUUCUAGAAUCCUGCCUCAUUCUAGAACCCUCCCACUCCCAUGCUGUACUGCAGGUGAACCCCAUCCAGGACCCAGAGGAUGAGACGUAUCAAGGCCCUCGUCGUCAUGGCCUUCCUGUGCAGCCUCUGCCUCAUCUUCUUGUACUCCUCACUCAACCUCCAUCUGGCCCACAGACACAGAGCUCUACUGGAAGUCUCAGCCAACCCCAGGUCCGAGAUCAGCUUUGAAACACUGUCCACCAAGCCGGUCCCAAAUUACCUCAGACUGACCCUUACCAAGGACAGUACAAAAAGUGUCCCUAUUCAGGUCACUGUUACACCUACUCCUGAUCUCCACCAAUCUGCUGUCUUUGCUGCCCUCAAGAAGGCUAUACCUCAGAACACAGCCUAUUGGAACCGUGUUUUUUACUCUGGCAUCAGAGGACUGGACAAGGGGAGGAACUCAACAAGACCGGAGGCACUGGACUGGUCCCAUUGCCGACACGACUCCGAGCAGCUGCGGACAAACAUUCAUGACUUUACUUCCUAUCCAGAACUCCACCAGGACUUCCUGCUUGGGAUGGAGUGUAGAAACCCUCCUAUCCUGAUUGACCAACCAGAGAAGUGCACCUCGGAAGACGGCGCAACCUUCCUCCUCCUCGCCAUCAAGUCGACCCCGAGGAACUUUGAGCAGAGACAGGCGGUACGGGAGACGUGGGGGCGAGAAGCGCUGUAUGGAAGAGGGGUCAGAGUUCGUACAGUGUUCCUGCUGGGAUCCUCGUCAUUGGACGAGCCCGACCUGAGCCAGCUACUGGUGCUUGAGGCGCGUCACCACGGCGACCUCCUCCAAUGGGACUUCCACGACUCGUUCUUCAACCUCACGCUAAAGGAGCAGGUGUUCUACAGGUGGGUCCUGAGCCGCUGUCCUAAAGUCUCCUUUGUCUUUAAAGGGGACGACGACGUCUUCGCCAACACGGAGGCCAUACUGGGCUACCUGCAGUCCCUGGAGCCUAACAAGAACUCAACGCUCUACCUGGGCCAGAUCAUCUCCGCUGCUAGUCCCCUCCGCGACUCUAAGAGCAAGUACUACAUCCCCCCGACCUUCUACGAUGGGCCUUACCCUGCGUACGCCGGGGGAGGAGGCUACCUCUUCUCGGGGUCGUUGAUCCGACCGCUUUACGGCGUCUCCAAGUUCCUCCCUUUCUACCCCAUCGACGACGUUUACUCUGGGAUGUGCUUCAACGCACUGGGAAUACUUCCAGAGGCACACGAUGGCUUCCAGACGUUUGACAUUCGCGAGCAGGACCGGGAGAACCCGUGCGUCCAUAAGGAUCUGCUGCUGGUGCACCGGCGGAGCCCUCAACAGAUCAUUAGACUGUGGCGGAGCAUACACAACCCCGUGCUCAUAUGUUGACCCCCCCCCCCCCCC